Messenger RNA from Mirounga angustirostris (Northern elephant seal), 5511 nucleotides. It is a transcript of the gene CROCC2, whose product is annotated as ciliary rootlet coiled-coil, rootletin family member 2. The record is from RefSeq and is a predicted model, not a curated record. Bases 111 to 4925 code for a protein of 1604 amino acids. The transcript has 32 exons. Lineage: Eukaryota; Metazoa; Chordata; Mammalia; Carnivora; Phocidae.
GAGGAGCCAGGUGUGGUGCUGGGUGGUGCUGGCCCGGCCAGGGUGCCAGGAGGACACUCGCCGGGCAGCCAAGCCCCGGCUUCCUCCCAGGUCCUGGGCUCCCGUCUGAGAUGAGUUCUGCCUCCAGCAAGCCCGGUGAUGGGGAUGCAGAGCAGACCCCACUGGGGCUGGACACCGUGAUCCAGAGGCUGGAGGACACCGUCUUGAGUCCCACGGCCAGCAGAGAAGACCGGGCGCUGACUGUACGUGGGGAAGGCCAGCAGGCUCUGCCCACGCCUGUACCUGCCCGAAUCCGUGAGAUCGUGGCUGGCAGCCUGGGGGACACACCACACCAAGGGGUGCAGGGGCCGCUGACCGCCUCGGCCCGUGUGCAGGAGGAGAAUGAGCUCCUGCAGGACGAGCUGGCCAGGCUGGAGAACCUGCUGGCCCAGGCAGGCACUGAGCAGGACGAGCUGGCCAGCAGGUACCACACGCUCAGUGAGCGGCUACAGGCCCGUCUGGAGACCACCGAGGCUCGGCUGCGGAGGUCGGAGCUAGAGCACAGCGUGGACCUGGAGGAGGCCCUGGGCCGUCUGGAGGCCGCUGAGCAGAGGAGCACCGGUCUCUCGCAGGUGAACACCCUUCUGCGGAAACAGCUGGAGCACAUGAAGAAGGCCAACGACAGGCUGGCCGAGGAGCUGGCCAGGAGAGCGGACAGCGUGCUCCACCUUCAGAGCGAGCUGGAGCUGAAGGAGGCACAGCGCUGGACUGAGAGACAGAGCCAGCGCACACACUCAGGGGGGCCCCAGGACUUCCUCCUCCUGUGGAGACAGGUCACGGCACUCCGCAUACAGCUGGCCGAGCUGCGUGCGACCACAGAGAGGGGUCUCACGGACAUGCGAGCGGAGGCGGCCAGGACGGCCUGGCGCCUGCAAACGGCCUGCCUGAACCUUGACUCCAACCUGCGUCUGUCAGCCAGCAGCGGGGCCAGUGCCCUGGAGCAGCAGGCCCUGCAGGCUGUGCGGCUGGAGCAGCAGCUACGGGACAAGGUGCAGGAGAUGCUCCAGCUGCAGGGCCGCUGGGACGCAGAGAAGGUGGCGCUCCAGGCCAGGGUCUCCAAGCAGACGCUCCUGGUGGAGAAGCUCACAGAGCAAAACUCGAAGAAGGAGGCAACCAUCUCUUCCCUCAGAAUGCAGAUCCAGAAGCUGGUGGCCCGGGCAGAUGCCGGGGGCCCAGAGCUGGCAUGGGGUGACAGUGCUGGAGCUGAGGAGGCCCGGGGCCCACUGAGGAGGCCCACGCGCUCUGCGUCCCCCCACCGGGGUGUGUCCCCACCGCGGGCCCGCUCCCCGGACACCCCGGACCCCACACUGCAGGCUGUGCAGACAGCCUUCGGGAGGCGGCGGCUGCAGGAGCAGGAACUGCGCCUGCAGCUGGAGUCCUCACAGGCCAUGGCCGCCAGGCUCCGGGAGCAGCUGUCUGAGAGCCAGCAGGAGCUGCAGGCCUCAAGGAGGCUCCUGCAGGAGCGGGUGCGGGAGCAGGUGCAGGAGCGCGAGGACCUCCUGCGCAGGCUAUGGACGCAGAGCCGGGAGGCACAGCACUGCAGGGCGACCAGCGAGCUCCUGCGAAGCAAGAAAAAGGCUCUGGAGACUGUGGCGGAGGGGAUGAGGGAGCAGAAGGAAGAGCUGGCACAGCAGGGCAAGUGGGGCCGCAGGGAGCUGGGGACCAGUCAAGGGCGCCUAGAACAGCUGGAGGAGAAGGUCUCGGGGCUCAAGAAGGAGCUGGUGGCAGCCCAGGAGGCACUGAACUCGGCCCGGCUGCAGAGGGACGUCCUGGACAGCGAGAGGGAGGGUCUGCGCAGAGCCCUGGCCCGGGCCGAGUCCAGCAGCAUGGACCUGGGAUUGCUCGUGACGCGGCUGAAGUCGGAGGGGGUGGAGCAGAGGGACUCCCUGGCCAAGAUGGCGGCCCUGACGGAGGCGCUGGCUCAGGACAAACACAACCUGAGCCACCUGGUCCUGCAGCUGGAGCAGGAGCGAGACCAGCUGCGGGAGCAACAGAAGGCACUGGAGCAGGAGCUGGAGCUCGUGCAGACGGCACGCGGGCACCUGGAGAAGCAGCUGCAGGGGCAGGUGGCCCGGUUCCAGCAGCAGCGGGACCAGCUGCAGGAGCAGAUGGGCCAGGUCACAUGCAAGAAACAGGCCUUGGAAGAACAGCUGGCCCAGAGCCUGCAGGACCAGGAGGCCCAGAUGGACACUCUGCAGAGGGCCCUGCAGGAGAAGGAGGCUUUGUCUGAGGAGCGGACCCAGCUGCUGGCCAAACAGGAGGCCCUGGAGAGGCAGGUCCAGCUCACAGCUGAGGAGGCAACUGACCUCAGGGCCGAGAGGGACUCUCUGCAGAGCAGCCUCUUUGAGACCCACCAGCUGUUGAGGCAGCUACAGGACCAGCGGGAACAGCUGGAGGGAGAGGCCCAGAGCGUGCGGCUUGCUCGGCAGGCCCUGCAAGUGGAAAUGCAGCAGCUGAAGAGUACCUGGGAGGUCCAGGAGACAAAGCUACAGUGGGACGUGGGGCGGCUUCGGCGGCAAGUGGUACAGCAGGAGCGGGAGAUGCAGCUGGCCCUGGAGAGCCAGGCGCUGGCCCACCACGAGGACCUGGCUCGGCUCCAGAGGGAGAAGGAGACGCUGCAUCUGUCUCUGACAGAGGAAAAGGAAGUGGCAGCUCGCUGUUUGGAACAGGAGAAGAAGCUGGUAGCAAAGAAUGUAGCCAAGAGGGAGGCUCUGAAGGAGGAAAUUCAGAGCUUGAAGCACGAGAGGGACAGGAGUCUCCUCCAACUGGAACAUGAGAUGCAACAGGCCCUGUCACUGAAAGAAGCAGAGGGAAGGCUGCUGAGGGAAGAGCUCUCCAGGUCCAUGCAGGAGCUGGAACAGGUGCAGCAGAAGGCCCAGAGCCAGCAUGAGCAAGCCGAGGCCACCAUCAGCGCCACGACCACAGAGCUGAAGGCCCUGCAGGCCCAGUUUGAGGACGCCAUCUCGGCCCAUCAGAGAGAGGCCUCGGCUUUGGGCGAGAGUCUCCGGAAGAUGGCGGCAGAGCGAAGCAACGCCAGGAGAGAAGCCGAGAGGCUGCGGGCCCAGCUGGACGAGGCCCGGGAGGGGCUGGCUAUACUGCGCCGGGAGCUGCGGGGCAGUGAGGAGAGCCGUGAGGGGCUUCGCAGGGAGGCCCUGGAGGCCCAGCGGGCCCUGGGUGAUGAGGCCCGCGAGAAGGACGCGCUGCGGUGCUCCCACGCUGAGCUACGGGCCGCGAUCCGCAGGGCUGAGCAGGAGAAGGCCAGUUUUCAGAGGUCCAAGGAAGAAGGGGAGCAGAAGGUGCUGGUCCUGGAGGAGGCCCGAGCCGUGGCCCAGAAGGAGGCCUGUGAGCUGCGGGCCAGGCUGAGGGAGGUGGAGCAGGCUCAGGCAGAGGCCCACCGGGAGCUCCAGGAGCUGGGCAGGCAGGCUGCAGUGGAGCUCCAGGACAUGGCCUUGCUGCCUGUGUCUUUGGAAGCCACCAGCCGGAGGGCCCUGCUUGGACCCAUGGGGCUCCCGGUGAACAUGCUGGAGGCUGAGAACCGGAGAAAGAGCCACGAGGUGAGCCAGCUGCAGGUCCGGGGCGCUCAGGACACCCAGCGGCAGCAGCAGAGCCAGCGGGAGGGGCUGCAGGCGCAGAGGUUGGCCACGGAGGCGGCCUGUGAGGGCACCCAGAGGGAGGUCCUGAGGCUGCAGCAGAAACUGGCGGAGGUGGAGGCCGCAGCAGAGGCCCAGAAGCAGCGGCCGGAGGAGCGUCUCUGCCAGAGCCAGGGGGCCGAGCACACCGUCCGGGCCGAGCUUCGCACCGCCCCCAGGAGGCUGCAGCGGGCCGGGGGUGCGGCUGAGGGCCUGCAGGCUCGCCUGGACGAGGCCUGCCGCCAGGUCCACAGCCUAGAGCAGGCGCUAGCUCAGGCUGAGGGUGCCAGGCGGGAAUCGGAGGGCCAGCUGAGCCGGCUGUGGUCCACGCUGUGCCGUGGCCUGGGGCUCUGGGGACAGAGACCCUCAGGCUUCCCCGAGCGGCCCAGCCUCCCCAGGAAAGGCUCAGAUGGCAUCCAGGCUCGCUCCCCGCGGCAGAGGGCCAGCCCCCCCGCCCGGUCCCGCUCCCCACUGCGAUGGCCCUCACCUGCACCGGGGGACCACAGCCCGGAGGUGGACGUGGACUCUGUGUGGGACGCCCUGCGGGACUUGGUGCUGCAGCUGCAGGAUGCCCAGAGGGAACGGGAUGACUGGCACUUCCAGGCGGUAAGCCUGAGCGGCCGGCUGAGUGAGGCAGAGAGCGAGCGGGCCCAAGCCCAGAGCCGUGUGCGGCAGCUACAGAAGGCGCGGGCAGACGCGGAGGAAGGUUGGCGCCAGGCAGAGGCCGAGAUGAGCAGCACCCAGGCGGCGCGGGCCCUGCAGGAGGAGGUGCUCCAGAGGCUGGAGCUCAAGUACCUGGCGAGCACGCAGGCGGCCGGCCAGGAGAAGCGGAGGCUGCAGGAGCAACUGGAUGCGCUGCACAGGGCCCUGGAUGAGAGCAGAAGGCACGGCCAGGGCCUGGCCCAGAGAGGGAAGCUGCUGGAGGAGCAGGUCGCCCGCCUGCAGCGCAGAUGCCGGGAGCCCUUGCCGCAGAUGGAGCAGGAGAUGCUAAGGAAGGAAGGGGACACGGCCCGGCCAGGGGCCAAGAAGGAAUCCCGUCCGCCUGCCCGAUGUUUCCCUCCCACACACGCCCCCUCUCCUCAGGAGCCACAGAGCUCCGCACAACCCCGUGCCUGGGGGCCCUGGCCUCAGGGUCUGCCCACCCCACCUGAGCUCCUGCCCCAUCCCCAGGUGGCCAGUCUGAAGAAGCAGCUGGACCAGGAGGUGUCUCGGCAGCAACAAGCCUGCCUCAGCCAGGCCUCCCGGCCCAAAAAGUGAGCCCUGCUGCCCAGUGCCCCCGGGUGGCCUGCCCACCACAGCCCACCACAGCCGAGAGCCGCCGGGGCCAGCAGAGCCCCCGCCAGGAGAACAGAGGCCCCAGGCUGUUCAUUCACAGCCGGGAGCCCACCACUCCUGCCCCAGGGACCCUGUGUCGGCAGGCGCCCUGCAACUCCACUGAGCACAGAGCUCCCCCCGGCCCGUGGGACAUUGCUCCAGGACGCUCCUCUGCGGCGCCCCCCGCCCCCCACUGCAGAGAGCCCCCCUGCCAGCCCGCACCCGGCCUGGCACUGCUUCUGCUCGGACGCACGGAUCUGGGCAGAUCCUGGUCGCCAGGCCCCGUCCGGCCAGCUUCCGUGGCCGCAGGCUGCAUUCCAUGCCCUCAGCUCUAUAAACACGGGGAAACACGUGGAAAAUAUUUCCACCAACCGGAGCCAAAAACAUAAUGUCCUGCAAGGCCCGGCCACCACUUCCCUCCGUCCAGAGGCCGCGGGACCUUCCGUAUGCAGGAACUGCGGGCCCAUCCCUGUGGCAGGUGGCUGGAAGUGACUCAGAAGCAAGUCCCCGUGACUCACUGGCCACGAGA